GAAAGUAGAAGCACCUGCCACUGCGAGAGCGAGCGUGUGGUGUGAGUAGAUCGACGACGACGACAGACAUGGCGAUGAGGAAGGAGGCAGUGCCAGUGGUGGCCGUGAUGCUAAUGCUGGUGGUGCUGGCCCCAGGCAAGGCGCGGGCGGCGUGCGAGGUGACGCAGCUGGCGGUGUGCGCGUCGGCGAUCCUGGGCGGGACGAAGCCCAGCGGCGAGUGCUGCGGCAACCUGCGGGCGCAGCAGGGGUGCUUCUGCCAGUACGUCAAGGACCCCAACUACGGGCACUACGUCAACAGCCCCCACGCCCGCGAGACACUCCAGACCUGCGGCAUCGCCCUCCCGCACUGCUAGGCCCCCUAUAGCUGGCUGAGUCUACUCUGCUAGGGUAGCUAGGUACCUCCAUGAAUCUAUCUAGCUAUCCUAGCUGAGUAAGUGCAUGCGGUGCAAGUAUGUUGACAUGUUGGAAUAAAACGAUGGUGAGAUCUACGGCGCCAGGCUGCUGGCCGCUAAACUUGUGCUGGAGCUUGCACAGGAUCCAUUGACUUGUGUCA
Triticum aestivum (bread wheat) is the source of this 553-nucleotide messenger RNA. Its product is annotated as non-specific lipid-transfer protein 2P-like. Gene Ontology annotation, biological process: lipid transport. Lineage: Eukaryota; Viridiplantae; Streptophyta; Magnoliopsida; Poales; Poaceae. The transcript has a single exon. Bases 69 to 353 code for a protein of 94 amino acids. The record is from RefSeq and is a predicted model, not a curated record.